CAACCCUUGUAUAUGUAAAGAUAUGAUGUAUGUGUGUCUGUCAUUUCUUGUUUUUUGUGUCUAAUUGAUACUACUGGUGUGUUUGUUCAAUUGCAAAAACUGUCAAGUUGAUUUGGAUUACACGAUUUUGAUAAGAUUGAGUUAGGUUGUAAAUUUUCCUUUUUAGAUUCCUAUUUCCUAGUAUGUGGAAUUGAAGGAGGAAUCAUUCAGUGCACCUGCGCACUUUUCAUGCUUUCGCUCUCAUCAAUGUAGAUUUCACUUAUAAGUGUCACAAGGGUAUCUUUUAAUUUCUUGAAUUUAAUAACAUGUUAUUUUUCCUGUAAAGAUGGAAAUUGGAAUUUGAUUUUGACGUCAAUCCUUGUAAAUUUAAACUUUUGUAAUUUUGAUUUCAUUAUUUUUUACACUUUAAGGGUGCAUUUGGCUACUGCAUUGGAAUGAAUGGAAUAGGACCACUUUAUUUCCUUCAUUUUUUUCUGGUCGGAGGAAAUCUUUGUUUCCUUCAAAUGGAGGCGUCAAAUUUUGGAACACCAUUCUAAAGAAAUACCAUGAGAAGUGAAAUCAUUGCCAUAUAACUACGUGUCUUAGAAAGCAGUCUCCAGGAUGGGCAUCAGCUUCAAAUAUUGGGAUGAGUGUGUCGAACCCCAGGACAUGCAAGAAAUGUGGCAGGAGCCCGAAGUGAGCACUGAAUGGUUAGAUGCUGGAGAGACUAGAGGACAGAAAGUUCACCUUUCAAGGGAUCCUGAUGGGGAGCCUUAUUUGACACAAACUGAGAUGAAGGCUGUAGCUGAAAUCGUUGUCCGCAGACAUUUUGAUUCUCAGAUCCUUCCGGACAUGCUCUGUGCCAUUGCUGAACUAGCAAGUGAUAGGCAGCUGCUUGUCACAAACUAUGACAAAAAAACUAAGCAGGCCACCAUAGGAAUCAUGCAACUUUUGCCAAAAACAGCAGAGUGGCUUGUCAGAGAUUUGGGCUACCGGAUAUAUGAUGUGGAAGAGAAUCCAGAUAUUCUGUAUAGGCCUUUUGUAAGUGUAUACUUUGGGGCUGCGUACCUUAAAUGGUUAUCAAACUUUGAGCAAAAAGAAAGAAGUGAAGAGUUUGUAGUUAGGGCAUAUAAAGGUGGUACAAAAAAGGCAACUCAUAAGUCAACUUUGCAGUAUUGGAAACAGUACCUUUCAGUUAAAGAAAGUCUCCCAUCAAGAAGAUUUGUUGAGGAUGGUCCUUCUGUAAACAAUUCUUGUGCUUCUGCUGCACCAGCUGUAUUUGCUUCACAAAACACAGGUGGUGAUCAUGUAUAUUGGGACUCUAGAGCUUCUCCAGAAGACAUGAUUGAGAUGUGGAAUAACCAUGAUGUUGCUAGAGAGUGGAUGAAAUCUGGAGAAAAACGCGGAAAGGUACGCUUUUCACAUGACAAGGACAAGAGACCGUAUCUUUCCCGGGUAGAAGUGAAGGCAGUUGCGGAAACAAUUCUUUCAAAGCACUUUAGUACAAGGGGAGUUAAAUCAUCAGUCCUUUGUGCCCUUGCAGAAAUGGUUAGUAUGCGUUUUGUGAAUGGGGUUCGACCACGAAGUGGAUUAAUGGGAAUCGACUACUCUACAGCUUUCUGGCUUUACAUGGAGUUGGGAUAUAGAGCUUAUAAAGUUGACUCUGUUGAUGAUAUGACGAAGCCGUUUGUGUCCAUGUACUUUGGCGCAGCCUAUCUGGCUUAUUUAUCGGAAUAUGAAGGGAGGGAAAGGACUCCACAGUUUGUUGUUCAGGCUUACCUUGCUGGGCCAAAGAAUGUGAAUCUUCAGGAGACUGGUCCAUUUUGGCUUAAAUUUGAGCAAGCUUUGGGCAAUUACGAAGAUGUUAAAAAGGAUCCAGGAAGCUGCAUCAUCUUGUAAAUUGACAAAUAAUGUCACGCCAUCCUUCAUAAUUUUGGGGUGAUUGAUUUAAUGGUAUUGUUGUAGAAGUUACUUGAAAUGGGUGAAUGUUGUUGUCUUGGAAACAAACUAGCAAUACAGGGCAGGUCACAGCAUCUUUGUUUACUUCUCUAUCUCUUUGGUUUCACAAUAUAGUGAGUUCUAAGUUAUCAAGAAAAAUCUGUGUUGUUCA
This is a messenger RNA of Hevea brasiliensis (rubber tree), 2089 nucleotides long. RefSeq lists its product as uncharacterized. The coding region runs from base 601 to 1878 and encodes 425 amino acids. Lineage: Eukaryota; Viridiplantae; Streptophyta; Magnoliopsida; Malpighiales; Euphorbiaceae. The record is from RefSeq and is a predicted model, not a curated record. The transcript is spliced from 13 exons.